This is a messenger RNA of Oncorhynchus mykiss (rainbow trout), 9096 nucleotides long. The record is from RefSeq and is a predicted model, not a curated record. Lineage: Eukaryota; Metazoa; Chordata; Actinopteri; Salmoniformes; Salmonidae.
UAUCCACUCCUCUAUACCCUCUAUCCUCCUCCACCCCACAGUCCUCUCUACUCUCCAUCAUUCAAUCCUUCAAACCUUCAUUUGUCUUUAUGCCCUCCAUCCCUCUAUGACUUUUCCAACUCCCCCUCUUUCUCAUUGGGCAUUCCUGCAAGAUGACCAACCUGCCUCCUUUUCGCUCCUUUCUCUCCUCCUCGCUUCCCCCUUUCUUUCCCUCACACGCCACACACACACACACACACACACACACACACACACACACACACACACACACACACACACACACACACACACACACACACACACACACACACACACACACACACACACUCCUCUCUGCACUCCUCUCAGGUAUUUCCCCCAGCAGGAAGCAGUGCUGUUUGUUCCUGUGACAUUAGAACCCUGAGCAGUGUAUGGUUACCAUGGAGAUGACUGUGUAGGGAUGUGUGGAUGUAUAUAAAGAACCUGCUGAGUAAGGCAGAUGGCCAGCCGAACGGAAGGGUCUGGAAUAUACAUUUUGACUGCAAAAAUAUAUAUAUGAUCAAUAUUGACAUUGACCGUUAUUAUCAUUACCUAGAGUGCUGCUGACAAGGCUUUCCAGAAUGACACCGGAAGUUAUCAAAUACUGAAGUUUUCAAAAUAAAGCAACUUAGAGCAACCAUUUUGUCUUGAAGGUGUUUUAGAGGCUCUCGGGGCUGUGUCUGUGGGUGAGAGGACUCAGAGUGGCACAGAACCAAUGACGUCUUGUAUAAAGGUUGAGUGACAGCUUUGUGACAGGAGUGUCUGACCUGUGUGUCUUAUGAGGGCUUUUGAUAGUUCCUGUGGCUCCCCAACACCACUAACCUCUCUCUUUCCUGCUCACUCUCUUUCUCUCACUCUCUCUCUCUCUUUCUCUUCCUCUCUCUGAUACGGUCAGCCUAGUGAGGCUUUUUAUGACUUAACCCCACUCAGUGCAUUCCCCUCCAAUCUCCUUAUUUUCCCUCUUUCUCUUCUUCUCCCUUGCUCACCCCUUGCUCACCCCUUGCUCAUCCCUUGCUCAUCGCAUGCUCUUUGGUCUCCCCUCUCUGUUUUCCUCUCUGUCUCCCUUUUUCUCCCACUCUCACUUCCUCUGUCUUUUCUCUCCCUCUCGUUUCUCUCUUUCUUGUGCUCACUCUCCCUUUUUCUCCCCUUCUCUAUGUUACCUCUCUCUCUCUCUUUCGACAGGCUCUGCUCAUAGACUCAUAUGGAACAGUACCUGAGGGAGAACAAAUGAGAGAUUCAGUUUCAGCCUGAUGAUGCCACUUAGCCAUUAACUAUCUGCAGCAAACAUGUAACCUCCACGCUGAACAGAAGCCUCCCCUGCUUCCCUCUACCAUUCAUGUCCAACCCCCUCCCGUCCUCCCUCCCUCCAUCUCUCCCUCUCUCUCUGUGUCUCUCAUGCACUCACUUACACACACUCUCGGCUCGCAGAGAAUGAGAGGAUAAACGCACAGACAGGAAGGACUGACCCGAGAGAGUUAGAGUGAGAGACAGAGGCUAGAGAGAGAGAGAGAGAGCAAGAGAGCAAGGGGGAGAGGAACAGAGAGAGUGAGAGAGACUAUCCAGCAUUCAGUCUUUAUGCUUUCAGCGAGAGGAGAGAGAAAAACUACAGAGCCAUACUACUGCAAUCUCCCUGACUGCUGAGAUAUUGGAACUCCUUCACUUUUAUUUGUUAACUUUUUUCACAAGCUUUCCUUAUUUUUUAAGAUUACAAUUAUUUGUUAAUUCUGAUGCGGAGGACCUGGCUGUUACUUUUUCUUGGGUUCUCUGGGAUAUUUCUCACGACACUCUGCCCUCUGGUCUCCACACUGUGGACCAGAGACCUCUCUGCCCCUGCUGUGCCCCUGACAAGGCAUUGUCGAACAGCUGCUUGUCGUUUGGGCAAUUGGUUGAUUGUCGUCAGGGCUGGGUUGUUGCUUCUUCAUCUUUGCGGGGAAUGACCCUAGGAGGCGUGGGAUUGGUUGCACUCCAGGGACGCUCCUGAAAAGACUGCGGAGGGGACUCAAGGCGCUGUGGCCCCACGGAACUGAGCGUGCCGCCCCUCCCCCUCAUCAACCCCAAGACACCCCAUUUCACUGCAGCAUGGAUCUCCCCCCAUUUAGAGGUCUCUCUGAUGUGCCGUGAGAGGUGUGACUCCCCCGUCCCUGCCCCAGUCCUGACCCCAUCCCCCUCCCUCGUGCCCCUCCUUCAAGGAUGGACCCUCCCCCGGGUCGUGGCCCUGCCCCAGUCAGGAUGGACCUGGAUGGUCUGGACCUCCAGCAGGUGCCUGUCCUCUCCCUGGACCAGAUUCGCUCCAUCCGGGCCAGCAAUGACUAUGUGGAACGCCCCGUUGCCCUGGACCACACCUCACAUUCUGGCUUCUUUUACGCCCACGACGACCGCUACCCCAUCACCCAUGGGUACCCCCCUCAAGGUUACCUUCAUGGUUACUCUCAGGGGUACCCGUCCCACGCCCCUCUCCCCCGGAGCCAGAGCCAGCAGCAACAUGCCCACCUGACCCAUCUGAGUCGCUCCAGUACAGCCAGCUCAGCCAUGUCCCGGACCAGCGCUGCCUCCGACCAGAGACUCCUGGCGGGUCUGACGCCCUCCCACUCUGGCCUGGCCUCAGUGGUGCGCUCUCAGCCUAAAGGAGAACUCAAGCCUGAGGCUUCCCUAGGUAAAGGCCUGGAGGAGGGAGAGGACCUGGGCUUGCACCUGUUUAUCUGUGAGCGCUGUGGGAGGUGUAAGUGUCAGGAGUGCUGCGCUCCGCGGAGCCUGCCGUCCUACUGGGUCUGUAGGCAGCGCUGCCUCUGCUCUGCUCAGAGUGCUGUGGAGUACGGCACCUGUCUGUGCUGCGUUAAGGGCCUGUUCUACCACUGCUCCGCUCAGGAUGACGAGGACAACUGUGCCGACCGGCCCUGUGCUUGCACGCCCGCCCACGCCUGCGCUCGCUGGGGUACCAUUGGCCUUCUGGCGCUGUGCCUGCCCUGUCUCUGCUGCUACCCACCUGCCAGACUGUGCCUCGCCCUGUGCCAGCAGGCCCACGACCGAGCCACCCGCCCUGGCUGCCGCUGCAGCAACACCAACACCGUGUGCCGCAAGAUCUCCACCUCCAACCCCAACCCCGGGCAUGCCCCCUUCCGCAGCAAGUCCCUGGAGAAGCCUGUAUGACAGUGGUGCACCUGGAGUCAGUCGUCGCCUGGACAACGCAGUCUUUGACAACAUUGCCAUGACAAUGCAAUCGCCCCGCCCAGCCCGUCGUGAUCUACCUACCGUGACCUUUCACCUUACGUACUUUCCAUACUUCUUCUUUUCCUCCUGCCUGAAGAGAAAUGACCAAACGCCUUACUGUACUUUACUGUAACUGUAUUGUACGUGUGGAGACUCGAGCCGAAACCUGAAACCGCCUGGUGCUUUUUGCUGAACUGACUGCCAAACUUAACCUUACUGUGUUACUGUGUGGGCAUACUGUCUCUACCUUUCCCUUACUGUGUUACUGUGUGGGCAUAUGUCUUUACCUUUCCCUUACUGUGUGGGCAUACUGUCUCUACCUUUCCCUUACUGUGUUACUGUGUGGGCAUACUGUCUCUACCUUUCCCUUACUGUGUGGGCAUAUGUCUCUACCUUCCCCUUACUGUGUGGGCAUACUGUCUCUACCUUUCCCUUACUGUGUGGGCAUACUGUCUCUACCUUUCCCUUACUGUGUGGGCAUACUGUCUCUACCUUUCCCUUACUGUGUGGGCAUGCAGUCUCUACCUUCCCCUUACUGUGUGGGCAUGCAGUCUCUACCUCCCCCUUACUGUGUGGGCAUAUGUCUCUACCUUUCCCUUACUGUGUGGGCAUACUGUCUCUACCUUCCCCUUACUGUGUGGGCAUGCAGUCUCUACCUUCCCCUUACUGUAUGGGCAUACUGUCUCUACCUUCCCCUUACUGUGUGGGCAUGCAGUCUCUACCUUCCCCUUACUGUGUGGGCAUACUGUCUCUACCUUUCCCUUACUGUGUGGGCAUACUGUCUCUACCUUCCCCUUACUGUGUGGGCAUGCAGUCUCUACCUUCCCCUUACUGUGUGGGCAUACUGUCUCUACCUUUCCCUUACUGUGUGUGCAUGCAGUCUCUACCUUCCCCUUACUGUGUGGGCAUACUGUCUCUACCUUUCCCUUACUGUGUGCAUGCAGUCUCUACCUUCCCCUUACUGUGUGGGCAUACUGUCUCUACCUUCCCCUUAGUGUGUGUGCAUGCAGUCUCUACCUUCCCCUUACUGUGUGGGCAUACUGUCUCUACCUUCCCCUUACUGUGUGGGCAUGCAGUCUCUACCUCCCCCUUACUGUGUGGGCAUACUGUCUCUAGCUUUCCCUUACUGUGUGGGCAUGCAGUCUCUACCUUCCCCUUACUGUGUGGGCAUACUGUCUCUACCUUUCCCUUACUGUGUGGGCAUACUGUCUCUACCUUCCCCUUACUGUGUGGGCCACUCUACUGUAGAUAGUACUGUGGCUAUUCUCUGUGUGCACCUGCCUGGCCGACCAGACCGUAACUCAACAGACCAACCUCACUGUGCUGUGUGAUGGGCUGGGGUUUGCUCUGUUAGACUUGACCUAUUUAUUUAUUGGACUUCCUCUUCAGUGAGGUAGAGCGAUAGAGAGAGACAUAGGUAGAGAGGUAGAGAGAGAGUGAGGUAGAGAGGUAGACAGAGAGUGAGGUAGAGAGAGAGAGAGACAUAGGUAGAGAGAGAGUGAGGUAGAGAGAUAGAGAGAGCGGACCAUGUGUUACAUGUGAGUACAGUGAGCGAGCUACUAGUACAAAUCCUAACACAGCCAUUAAAUAAAAGGGGUCUCUAGCAAAUGUGUAUUCCAGGCAUGACAGAGACAGGGUGGUCUACAAGGAGUCUACAGGUGUGGGCCUCCUUCCCUCCCCUCCCUCUCUGAAGAGGCAUCCUGGAGCCGACAGACUGAAUGGACAUACAAGAUGUGGCAACGAGCGGCCAUGGCAGACAUUUUGUCUAAGGCUGAUGCAAAGACCCUUUCCUAAAGGUGGAAUAAAAACACAAACUCUGAAACACAAACAUGUAUUACUGUUUGACACACCAAAAAGGGACCAUGAUGUACCCGGAGAAUCUAAAGUGAUUAAGCUCAUUUAAUAUGGAAAGCACUGUGAGAUAUAGAGGUGAAUCGUCUGUAGUGUUGCCCAGCUGUCUAACUAACAGACUAACCUGGGGGGCCUCCCUUAUGACCAGGCAGUGUGUGUGUGUGUGUGCGCGAGUGUGUGUGUGUGUGUGUGUGUGUGUGUGUGUGUGUGUUUGUGUGUGUGUGUGUGUGUGUGUGUGUGUGUGCGUGCUUGCACGAGCAUGUGUAUGUGCACAAAUCUUUGUGUGUAAGUGUGUGUUCUUACCUGUGUAUGUACAGUAUACACUAUAUAUAUACAAAAGUAUGUGGACAACACUUCAAAUAUGUGGAUUUGGCUAUUUCAGGCACACCCGUUGCUGACAGGUGUAUAAAAUGGAGCACACAGCCAUGCAAUUUCCAUAGAGAAACAUUGGCAGUAGAAUGGCCUUACUGAAGAGCUCAGUGACUUUCAACAUGGCACUGUCAUUGGAUGCCACCUUUCCAACAUGCCAGUUUGUAACAUUUUUGCCCAACUACAGCUGCCCCGGUCAACUGUAAGUCCUGUUAUUGUGAAGUGGAAAAGUAGGAGCAACAACGGCUCAGCCGCAAAGUGGUAGGCCACACAAGCUCACAGAACAGGACCGCCAAGUGCUGAAGCAUGUAGUGCAUAAAAAAGUGUCUGUCCUCGGUUGCAACACUCACUACCGAGUUCCAAACUGCUUCUGGAAGAAACAUCAGCACAAGAACUGUUUGUUAGGAACUUAUGAAGUGGGUUUCCAUGGCUGAGCAGCCGCACACAAGCCUAAGAUCACCAUGCGCAAUGCCAAGCGUUGAUUGGAGUGGUGUAAAGCUUGCCGCCAUUGGACUCUGGAACAGUGGAAACGCGUUCUCUGGAGUGAUGAAUCACGCUUCUCAUCUGUCAGUCUGAUGGACGAAUGUGGUUUGGCGCAUUCCAGGAGAAUGCUACCUGUCCCAAUGCAUAGUGCCAACUGUAAAGUUUGGUAGAGGAGGAAUAAUGGUCUGGGGCUGAUUUUCAUGGUUUGAGCUAGGCCCCUUAACAAUGACAUUCUAUACAAUGACAUUCUAGAUGAUUCUGUGCUUCCAACUUUGUGGCAACAGUUUGGGGAAGGUCCUUUCCUGGUUCAGCAUGACAAUGCCCUCCAUACACAAAGCGAGGUCCAUACAUAAAUGGUUUGUCGAGAUCGUGUGGAAGAACUUGACUGGCCUGCACAGAGCCCUGACCUCAACCCCAAUGAACACCUUUGGUAUUAAUUAAAAUUCCGACUGCUAGCCAGGCCUAAUCACCCAACUUCAGUACCCGACCUCACUAAUGCUCUUGUGUCUGAAUGGAAGGAAGCCCCUGCAGCAACAUUCCAAUAUCUAUUGGAAAACCUUCCCAGAAGAGUGGAGGUUGUUAUAGCAGCAAAUGGGGGACCAUCUCCAUAUUAAUGCCCAUGAUUUUGGAAUGAAAUGUUCGACGAGCAGGUGGUCACAUACUUUUGGUCAUGUAGUGUAUAUGUGAGUAUGUGUGUGUGGGUGUCAUGUCCCCUCCUGUGUUAGUGUGUGUCGGGCCUGUGUAUGUUUGCUGUCAUCAGAAGCCUCCUGUUAUAUUUUUAGGUUUCCUCUCCGCGGCAGGCUGACGCCAGACUUCCCUGACCCCUCACCGCCUGUCUCUCCCCUCCUCACCUCCCCUGCCUGUACCCAUCCCUCAGCCUCCCCUAACCCAUUCCUUCCUCCCCUCUCCUCUAUUCCUCCCUCCAUCCUGAUAGCGUUGCUGUCUACCGUGCACCAAAGAGAUGGAGCUACCCUAAAUUCCCAAUACAGAGGGAUAUCAUAGGGCAUGGACAGUAAGCCAGCUAAGGCUUAGGAAAGGGAGCCAGAUAAGAAAUGUUACCUCCGUUAUAGAUCCUUACCACUGCGUCCACAACACAUUAUGCAUUUUGCAUGGUCAGGGCUUUCCUCUUCUUGACAGAUUCCUCUGGCCAGUUUGAUCAACCUCAGGCGAGUCCUCCCCCCGACCCCACUGGGGGGUGGAGGGGGGCUAGCUAACACCUUCCAGCAUCACAUCUUAGCACCCCUUCCCUCCCAGUUACAUUCCUACUAACUGUAUGGACUAAGUAAAGGUGUCAGUGUGCUUCAGGUUGGCAGUUCAGCAGGUCAAACUGAACAAGUGCGCUCACAUACUCUAUUAGAAGACCAUCACUUGAUAAAUGAGAAAGAAGCAGCAAUAGUACUGGUUGUCCGUUCUGAGACGCUGUAGCCAGAAUACACUUCCUAAAAAUAGUCAGAUAACUCAAGGAAUUUGUCAUUAAUGUUGAGAUCUUAGUUGCUCAAUUUUACAUCUAACUAAGAUGUUAGGUGCAGUAUUUGUCCAGCGAAAAAAUUUGAAUGAAAACUAUUCGUCUCACGUUGAAUGACCACAAACAAUCCUUACUGUUGUCCAAUCACCAAUGAAGAGGCCUAGACUUCGGGUACCGAUUUCUGCUUGUCUUGAGAAAAAGUUUGGUGUGCCCGAACAACCAAAAACACCCUUGCCGAAGACCAAAACGAACAAAAACAUAAAAAAAAUGUUGUCAUAAUAUAUGCAGUCACUAUUCCAAACUGUUUCGGCUGGAAAGCAUGCAGACGCUUAAUAGGUUCCAGUCCUCCUUCUCUGAGAGUUGAUCUCUGAGAGGAGGCAAUUAGCUGUAUGAUAGCUUCUAAUGGGGAAGGAGGGAGGGAUGGAGGUGAAUGGAGGAAAGUAGAGUGUGGGAGAGAGCUGUGGAAGUGGAGAAGGGAGGAAAGGAAAAGGAAGGGAAGGAGGAGGUUGUGGACAGGGUGACUGUCCGUUAGAAGGACUGAUGUUGGAGUGAGUGAAGCUGUGGGAGUGAGGUCAUACCAUUCCAACACUGGGAGAUGAAGAACAGGCGAGGAGAGAUGGAGGGACUGAGGGACUCAGUCUGGGGGGGGGGUCUGGUUGUCUUCUGUACUGAUAUUCAAACCGGAUGUGAAAAGUAACACGCUGUGUCAAGCGCGUGUGUGUGUGUGAUUGUAUGUGCGUGCACGUGUGUGCUUGUAUUCACCUAUGAACACACACACUCAUCCUAUUUGUUGAAGUUACUUUGCUAUAUUUUUAUAUGUACAUACAGACUGUUAUUGUAUACAUGUAUGUAUUGUAUUCCCCUUUUUAUUAUGAUUGAUGUUGCUAUGAUUAUUUUCUAUUAUAGUGAACAUUUACCUUGAGUCACAGACCUGGUCAAUACUUCUAACAAUUCUUCUAGAGGUUUUGCACUGUGGAGGAGAAGUUCAUUUACUAUGUGCCACACCUUUUAUGAUGUACCUCAACUUCACUAUUUGCUCCGUGAUUCAUUUCACAAAUACACACGCACAAACACAAAUACACACACAAACACAAAUACACACCCAUACACUUCAUGGCCAAUGUGUAAGGCCCAGGUGUAUGUCCUCUCCUCUACAGUCCUUCCCCUGAAGAGCUCUAUCUCCCAGGUGGCCAGGUGUUGAGGGGAAGGGCUCCGUGUGUAGGUAGGUACUGUACUAUACAUGCAUUUCUGCAGAAUAACAACCAACCAACCCUCUCGGGUGCUGUAUGCAGGCUACAAGUUAACCACUAAACUUCCCCAUGUUGUAUUAGUAAGUAUUGCUUUGGUACAAUUGGCAUCUUGUAUGUUGUAAAAUCAUUUAAGGAGAAUAUAUGGACAUAUAUAUAUAUAUACAUAUAUAUAUAUAUAUAUAUAUAUAUAUAUAUAUAUAUAGAGAGAAAUCUAUCUAAAUGAAUAUAUUAUAUAUAUUAAAUAUACAUUUCACACUUAUUUUUUUCCGUUGCUGAUAUUACCGAUGCGUCACAGAUAUUUAUUUAAUGGUUGCGAUGAGAGAAAAGUAUUUAUUUGACUGCGGAAGUUGCGAGGAUGAUAUUUUAGGCUUUUUGGUUUGGUUUCUCUUGGAGUAGUGUGGCGGCUGCAGCCCUCAUGGCUAAAGAUAACCAAUAAAAGGUGUUUCCAAACGG